CUGGUUUGUUGUUGGACUUUCUGUUUUGGACUUUGAAACUCUUGAAGUCGCGGUUUCUCAAUUGUUUAUAGCAAUUGUUAUUCAAUUCAAAGACACCCAAGUGGCGCGAGAUUAUGUUCCGGACACGAGUGCACCGAAAUCUGUCGUGGAUCUCAACGAACUCCUCGCGAACGACGACUACACACGGCCAACACUAUCAAUACCUGCAAUGUUCCAAGCUGCCGACGUUGUAUUUCCAGCGCUCCCUGCCGCGUCUGCCCAUACCGCUGUUGGAGAACUCCUGCCAGAGGUUUGUAGAGGCCACCAAGCCUCUCCUAUCCAGCGCAGAGCAGGCGCAGACCCAGCGAACGGUGGAGGAGUUCAGGCAGGGAAUCGGCAUGGAGUUGCAUGCGAAGCUCAAGCAACAUGAUGCGGAAAACAAGCAUACGAGCUACAUAUCUCAACCCUGGUUCGACAUGUACCUCGCCGACCGGGCGCCGCUUCCCCUGAACUAUAAUCCCCUCCUCGUGAUGAAGAGCGACACGCGAAAGGAGUACCAGGACCAGGUCGUGAGGGCCACUAAUCUAAUCAUCAGCUCCCUGCGCUUCUGGCGGUCCCUGCAAUCGGAUCUCCUGGAGCCGGAGGUCUAUCACAUGAAUGCCAAAAAGAGCGACACCGCCAGCUACCGGCGUUGGAUGAAGGUGGCUCCAAAGGCCUUCGCCACCUAUGCUUCCUAUGCCUUCAAGGCCUUCCCGCUGGACAUGAGCCAGUACAACAGGCUCUUUGGCACUGCCCGUAUCCCUCGGUUGGGCAAGGAUGAGCUGGUUCAGUCGCCAGACUCUAAGCACGUAAUGGUCAUGCGACGCGGGAACAUGUACGCCGUAAAUGUCCUCGAUUCGAGUGGCUACAUCGAGAGUCCCAGCGUGAUUCUAGGCAGACUAAGGGCUGUGAUUCAACUGGAUGCGGAUCGUGAGGCUGCCAGUGUGCCUCUGGGGGUCCUAACUUCAGGACAACGCGAUGACUGGGCAAAGUCAAGGGCGCACUUUGUGAGCAACCCAAAGAACGCCCAGCUUCUGCAGAGCGAGGUGGAUGCGGCGUUGUUUUGUGUUUGUCUGGACGGCGAGGAGGAUGGCGUUUUUAGGGAGGAAAACCAGGAACCGCUGCUCAAGCAUUUGCUGGCGGGAAAGGCACAGAAUCGUUGGUUUGACAAAUCCAUUUCCCUGCUAAUCAGCGCCGAUGGCACCACAGCCAUCAACUUCGAGCACUCUUGGGGCGAUGGCGUGGCAGUUCUUCGUUACUUUAACGAACUUUAUAAGGACACCUUGCAGCAGCCAUUUGUGUCCACGGAGACGGUGCACACGCCCGCCGAAGGAGAUGCCGUCAAUGUGCGAGCCAUUAACUUUGAAAUCGACGACGCCACCAAGGCGGCCGUGACGGAGGCCUACGAAAAGAAUGCUAAAAUCGUAGACAGUCUAGACAUGAAUUUGCUCAAGUAUCCGCAUAUUAACAAACCCAUCUGCAAGCAGUACGGCCUCAGUCCCGACUCCAUCAUCCAGCUAUCCUUCCAGCUGGCCUACAGACAAGCUUUCAACGGCUAUGUGGGCACUUACGAGUCUUGCAGUACCUCUGCCUUCCGUCAUGGACGAACGGAAACAAUGCGUCCCUGUACGAAUGCCACCCGUGAAUUUUGCGAGGCUGUCUUAAAACCAGAGAGCAGCAAGCCGAGUGCCGGGGAGCUGCGGACGAUGAUCGACAAGUGCAGCAAGGUGCAUGGCCAGCUCACCAAGGAGGCGGCCAUGGGUCAAGGUUUUGAUCGCCAUCUCUUUGCACUGCGGCACACGGCUCAAAAGGAGGGCAUACCCGUACCCGAUCUCUACCAGACAGAGGCUUACCAGCGCAUCAACAAUAAUAUAAUCAGUACCUCAACCCUUGGUUCGGAUGCCCUGCUAGCUGGAUCCUUUGGUCCGGUGGUCAGAAAUGGCUUUGGCAUUGGCUACUCGAUUCAGAACGAUUUUGCCGGCGCCAUUGUCACCACGUACAAAAAUCAGGCGGAUGGGAAGGUGUUCAUUGACAGCCUAGAGUCGGCAUUUGAUAAAAUUUGUUCUGUCAUCCAGCAGAGUGCCAACAAGAAAUAGGAGGAGGCCCAUCUAUCUAGCAGAAAACCCCAAGGAUUUCCAGCUCCGCCCCUUAAAACAAAACAAGGCUUUAACGUAACAGAGAGAUUUAUAUUGUAAAUUUUACUCUAUGUAUCCCAUGUGUCUGAAUUGCAAUAUCUUAUUCCAAGCUCAACGAUUUAUAGAUUAAACAUUGAAAACAUUCUA
Messenger RNA from Drosophila serrata, 2300 nucleotides. RefSeq names its product Carnitine palmitoyltransferase 2 (gene CPT2). Gene Ontology annotation, molecular function: carnitine O-palmitoyltransferase activity. Gene Ontology annotation, cellular component: mitochondrion. The record is from RefSeq and is a predicted model, not a curated record. Gene Ontology annotation, biological process: fatty acid beta-oxidation. Lineage: Eukaryota; Metazoa; Arthropoda; Insecta; Diptera; Drosophilidae.